Messenger RNA from Eleginops maclovinus (Patagonian blennie), 2039 nucleotides. It is a transcript of the gene ncaph2, whose product is annotated as non-SMC condensin II complex, subunit H2. The coding region runs from base 107 to 1855 and encodes 582 amino acids. Lineage: Eukaryota; Metazoa; Chordata; Actinopteri; Perciformes; Eleginopidae. The transcript is spliced from 20 exons. Gene Ontology annotation, molecular function: chromatin binding. Gene Ontology annotation, biological process: mitotic sister chromatid separation; meiotic chromosome condensation. Gene Ontology annotation, cellular component: condensin complex; nucleus. The record is from RefSeq and is a predicted model, not a curated record.
CGCACGUCUGUGAGGGUUGCCACCACCGAAGAAGAAGUCUGUAUCGCCCGGAAGAAGAAGAGCAUUUGGCGGGUAUUUCGGUUGUUUUCACGACCUCAGGUGUGCGAUGGCGUCGACCGAGAGCAGGUUCGCUCACCUGCUUCAGCCAAUCAGAGAGCUGACCAAGAACUGGGAUAUCGACGUGGCCUCGGAGCUCAACGACUACCUGGAGGAGUUGGAUGAGAUGUGCAUCACGUUCGAUGGGGGGAAGAUCCGUCUGAAUUUUGCGGAGGCGGCGCUGGUGAUCCAGGGCUCGGCCUGCAUCUACAGCAAGAAGGUGGAGCUGCUGCACAGCCUGGUUUACCAAACUCUGGAGUACAUCAACAACAGGAACAAGAAACAUAACAAGCAGCAGACGGCGUCUCAGGAGGAUGGAGAGGACAGAGACGAUGAGGACGUGGCCGUGUUUAACCUGCUGGACGUCGACGACUCGGAGAACUCCCAGAGCGAAGAGUCCAACACCACGGUGAGCUGUACUCCUCUUCCUCCGGAGACUCUGAUUCCUCCUGAAGCCUCGGAGAAGAACAAGCUGCCUCUAAUCAGUGUGAAGGGAGACUUGCUGUGCAGUCAGAAGGACUUCAGGAUCACUCUGUUUGUUCCUGGUGAUGAAGACAUGAUCCUCCUCUCUGUGAGGUCCGGACGGCUCCUGCAGGGGGAGGAGCUUCCCCCUGCAGAGCCCCUCCCCCCUGCUGCAGAGGCUCCGGCUGCAGAGGCUGAGGAUAUUGGAGGAGGAGACGCUGAUGACUUCCUGCCUCUGGAGGACAACAACAUGGACCAGGAGGAACACCAGGAGCACGUGCAGCGACAGCAGGCUGCGUCUGGAGGCCGGAUGAUCCUCAGACAGAGACUGGAGGACAACCAGCUGACGAGGAAGGAGGUGCCGCCCGCUGUGAACGUGUGGGCGUUGCACGACCCGUACGCCGUCUUCGGGGAGGACAAACCCUUUAAAUCAGGGAAAUGCUACAGGGUCCCCGAGGGUCUGAACGACGGCGGGAAGAGGAAGAGGAAACCAGCCUCUGCUCUGCAGGACUUCAGGAGCUGGUUCAGAGGGACCUUCGAUCCUCUGCAGCAGAAGAUGAAGAACGGACCCACGUUUGCAGACCUGAACUACAUCUACCUGAGAACGAUGAAAGACAGGCUGAAGAGCAGGAAGAGGGUCUACAGGAAGGCGGGCGUUGUUGUGUCUGACGAGGAGCUGAGGAGGACCUUCCUGCAGCCGGAGGGGGCGGGGCUUCAUCAGGGGGAGGAGCCUGAGGAUGGAGUCAUACCACCUGACAUGCUGGGUGGAGACGACGACCUCUCUGAUAACGAACAGGAGGCGUUUACUGACGGCGCUCCUGCAGAGUUUGGAGGAAGAGCAGACUUUGUGUCGCCAGACGCUCACAGAGACGAGCUGAGCUAUGAGGAUCUGGUGAAGCUGCGAGUCGAGCAGCUGGUGGUGAACUGCAGAGGCUACACUCAGGAGACGGCUCUGUCCCGCAGAGUCAAAGACUGGGAGGAUAAGAUCCGUCCGGAGCUGCAGCAGCAGGAGGAGCGUCUGGUGUUUGAUAUCCACGAUUACGGCGAGCGGAUUGUCGGCUCUCUGAACUCCGUCGGGCAGCGCAGAACCUUUGCUUCCAUCGUCGCUGGGAUGGACAACUUUGAGGCCUGCAAAUACCUGCUGGCUUCACUGCAGCUGGCGAACGACUACACGGUGGACCUGGACUCCGCGGGGGGGCCGGACUGUGAGCUGGAGGACCGGCUGGACUCCGCGGGUCUGACGCUGCUCAGCACUGAGAGGGCCAACGACAGAUUCAAGACCCUGAAGAGCUGCUGAAGUCAGACACUCAGAGGCUCUUAUUGUGACGGGGCACACAGCCACUUCCUGUCUGUCCAUGAAAAAAUAACAUGAAUCAUUAUCUGCUGUUUUUUCUCAAAUAUUUGUAAUAAUAAAUAUCCGUGUUUACUCAAGUCCGUCGUUUUAUCAAGGCCAAUAAAAACAGAUUUUAUUUGCAUUUAAA